CCGACUCGGAAGUGCGAUCAGCAUGCCCAGGUGGAUGCGUUGGUAGCCGGUUUCCAUAUCCCUAUGAACAAUCGCGAAACCCACCUGUAAUGACCUCAAUAGUUUCAAGUAGUUUUGUAUCUGUUCUUCUUCGACAUGAACAAAAUUUAGCCUCACGGCGGGAAGAAAGAGGCAAGUCCUAGUAAGACGUUGACUUGAUGCCAGCAAAGCGGGGGAGAUUUCAGCUUUACAACCUGGCGAGCCUCGGGCCUUCACUCCCCCGCUUCGACGUGAGCAUCUCUCCAUCAUUUCUAUCAGAGCCAUCUGGUAAAUAUCACAACUUUAUUUCAGCCAAGGAGCCUUCCAUAUGUCUACUAUUCCUUCAGCGGAGGUCGUUGAUGGUUGCAAGACCUUCAUCCCUCUUGAAAACAAUCCCGAUGUGCUGAGUUAUCUUUGCGGGAAUCUCAGUAUCUCACAAGAUCUUGCAUUUCAUGAUAUCCUCUCGUUGUCACCGGAAUUCGUAGGAGAGUGGUACCCCCGACCUUGUCAUGCCUUGAUUCUACUCGCACACACGCCGAUCUACGAAGCUGCCCGCUCGACAAUUGAGCCAACCAUCACAGAAUAUCACAGCUCAGGCCCCCAUGAGCCAGUUCUAUGGAUGAGACAGACUAUCGGACAUGCUUGUGGGCUGAUGGCACUUUUGCACAUAGUCUUUAACCUGGAAGGUCGUCGAUAUGUCACUCCAGGUUCGGAACUAGACACCCUCCUCCAGCAAGCUAUCCAAUUGGGUCCAACGGAGCGAGCUCAAUUACUCUAUGACUCCAAGUUUCUCGAAGAGGCCCAUAUGGACGCGGCCUCGGGCGGAUCCUCGACUGCCCCCUCGCCCCGGGACGAGAAUCAUCAUCAUUUCGUGGCUUUUGUUCAGGAAGAAGGGCAAGUGUGGGAGUUGAAUGGAGGCAUGAAUGGACCCCUGCUACGAGGAACACUAGAUCAGGGGGAAGAUCUACUGAGUGAGAAAGGGCUCAGUCUCACCGUGAAAGAUUUCUUGGACGCUGCUGAACAAGACGGCCAUGAACAGAUGAGUAUUGUCGCAGUCACUGGAGCCAAUGCUGUUGCUCCACGUUCAACUUGAAAGAUCGUAUUCAUUCAGCAGAUGCAACGGAUAGUCACGGUCCUUGCAAGUUGGUGAGAGCAUGUUGCGAAGUAAGAAUCAAACACCUUGAAUAGCUCGUACACUCGACCCCUAUCCGACGCGACCGAAGUAGCGUUCAAUUAGAAUGUAAAGGCUUCGUCACUAGGAAAGCGUUCUUACAGGUGACUGUGUAAGUGGGUACAAGCAUUACCAUAGGGGUAUUGAGACGGAAUGAAUAGGUUGGAUUGAUGGAGUGAAAGAAGGCUGGGGUAGUCGGUUAUCUGUCUUUUCGAGGACGACUUGCGGGCACUGGAAACUACAUUGUCCUUACUGUUAUGAAGCCAAACGUGUCAAGCUACCGGUUCGUGACCCGACGGCCCAUCCAAUGCAGA
Messenger RNA from Penicillium brasilianum, 1503 nucleotides. NCBI's taxonomy places the organism in Eukaryota, Fungi, Ascomycota, Eurotiomycetes, Eurotiales, Aspergillaceae. The record is from the annotation of a GenBank genome assembly.